Molecule: messenger RNA, 4543 nt
Organism: Oncorhynchus tshawytscha (Chinook salmon)
Lineage: Eukaryota; Metazoa; Chordata; Actinopteri; Salmoniformes; Salmonidae
Gene: spa17
Product: sperm autoantigenic protein 17
Exons: 6
Coding region: 299-2503 (734 amino acids)
Molecular function (GO): calmodulin binding
Source: RefSeq, a predicted model, not a curated record
UGUUCAAUGUUACCUUUAUUACUCCAUGCAGCAGCCUCCUGCUACCAUUACAUCCGAUGUUGCACUGCUGAAAGUUAGCCAACUAAAACAUUUCAGAAAGUUAGAUAACGUAGCUAGCUAACGGUAGUUAGCUAACAAGCUGGCUAACGUUAAUUUCACAACAUUAGUUAGUACUUAACAGGAUAAAGUUGUCAAAAUAAAUACAUUUUAAAAGUAACAUAAAAGCCAAUAUUGCAGUUAAUAUCUAUCUAUCCAAAUUACUGUAACGCGUUAGCAGACCUGUGUUUGACCAAGGACGAUGUCUGUGCCUUUUUCAAACACUCACCUUCGGGUUCCACGUGGGUUUGGCAAUAUCUUGGAGGGGUUGGCUCGAAAGGUCCUGCGAGACCAGCCCAAGGACAUCCCCACCUUUGCUGCCCUUUACUUCACUGCUCUUCUCAAAGAGAGAGAAGACAGUGGCUUGGACCCCGCAGAGUGGUGUGCCAGGCUUGAGGACAGAUUCUACAACAAUCAUGCAUUCAAGAACUCACCGAAUCAAGUCGACACCAGUCCAGUUGAUGCAACUCUAAAGAUUUCUAAGAAAAAGGAUGAGCUGACUGAAUCUCAAACAGAAGAGGAAACUGGUAAUAUUGAGCCAGUUGGGAUUCCAUCUCCCACAAACUCAAACCUUGAUGUCUAUGAAGAUGUGCAGGGAACUGAAAGUCAAGGAAAAGAUGAAAUGGUUAAUAUCACAGAUAAAGAUGUGAUUUCAAUGCAAAUAUAUCCCUCAGAGGUAUCAGAUAAUAAACUCACAGAUAUGGAUGUUAACAUGACAGGCAAAGAGAUUAAUGAAAGAGCUGACAAAAUGGUAUGCCUCUCUGAAUUUGAGCCCAGUGAGGAAAUCUCACUCGGUGGGCUUUCAAAUGUGGAUGUAUGUGCUGAAGAACUGAGGAAGACUGAAGAGGGAGAAGAACUCACUUCUCAGGAAAUCAGCACUGGUGAUGAUGCCAUUCUUGGAAGCUCAUACGAAAUGAACCGCAGUAGUGAAUUUGAACUUACUCAGGAAGUCUCAUUCACUGGACUGUUCAAUAUUGAUGUAUGUGCUGAAGAACUAAGAGGGACAAAAGAGAGAGAGGAACAAGCCACUGCAGAGGAUGGCCUCAGUGAAGGCUUCAAAGAUCAAGAUCUUGCUGAUGCUCAGGAGAGUUCAAUAUCACUCAUGGUUGAAAUCAGUGGACGAUUAUCACCACCCCAAACUGAAUCCCCUGAACCUAUUCUACAGGAAACAACUGACAAUUCAGGGGGUGUUCCAGAAGAGGAAGGAAUAGAAAAUCUAAUUGUUUCCACAACAUAUACUGGGAAAACGCAUGAAGUUGCAUCCUCCAUUGAUGAUGCCUCCAGAAUCUUGUCAGAUAAUGAAAGUGUUUUAGGUGACGAUGAAAAACAAAAGGAGGAAAGUAUUGUUCAGAUCAGCACUGAGGAGGUACCUAAAACCCUUAAGGUCAAAAUGUAUGAACAGCAGCCAGAGGAGGAAGGUUCGGUCGAGGCUUCACAAACUGAGGCAGAACGACCAGAUGUUGUGUCGGAGGAUGCUGAGGAAGAAACGGGCCUUGUUGGACCUGAUACUCAAGACUCUGUUGAACCAAACACUAACAUCGAAGGGGAAACGGAGGCAGUCACUGCUGAGGCUGAAGCUCAGAUAAAGGCAAUGGAGCAUGAGGCUUCUGAUAUAGGAGUGGAACAAGAUUACAAAUCUGAUUCAAGUGACGAAGAUGGGGAGAAACUGAGUAAGGUGAACGUCCGCAUUCCUAAUCAGCAGGCCUCUCAAAUAGAGCAGAAACAAGAGGAUGAACCUGAUCAUGAGAACAAAGAUCUAAGUAAGAAGGAAAUGGGUGAAGACAUCUCUCCGGAGGAUUCUACUAAGAUGGAAAAUAAGCAAGAGAAUGAUAAUCCUUACAUCAAUGAUGAUGACACAGAUAUGGGGGGAAAAUACAUUUCACACGCAUAUCAACAAGGUCCUUCGAACGAGGUUAGACCUGCAGAGCUGCAGCAAGAGGAUGCUGAGAAAGAGACAGGGGACACAGCUGAGCAACAGGAGGAUAUAGACGCGGUGGAGCACAUGGAAACUGAACUAAAAGGACUUGGAAAAGAGGACACAAUGACCCCGUCUCAGGACACAGACCAAACUGAUGACAACCCAGAGCACAUGCCAGAGGGAGAAAUAAAGGACAGUGUGGACAAGACUUAUGACAAGGAAGAAUGCAGCCAACCCCAGGAGGAGGAGGACAUCAUGGACAUACCUCUGGACGAUCCAGAGGCCAACAAGGCAGCUGCCAAGAUCCAGGCUGGCUUCCGUGGUCACAUGACCAGGAAGAAGAUUAAGCCUGCUGACAAGCCUGAGGGGGAGGAGGAGGAUGAGGAGGUGAGCAGCAGUGGUGAGGCCCUCAACGGCAACCAGGGGGGGACAGAAUCAGGUGGCUCAGACGGAGUAGAGAGAGAUGACACAUCUGUGCCGGAACAGUGAAGCCUCUGACCUCGAUGAAGAGAAGAAGAAGAAGCAUGGCUGUGGCUGAACCUUUUUUCCUGGAGGAGCAACUUUCUAUGUAACACAAAAUAGCAGUGUAUAUUCCAGAUUUUGGGAUGCAUCAUUUAAUUUGUGAACUCUUUAACACUUUCCUGCUUCCAGCCCCAAUUUGUGUGGGUCGUCUUUGACCCAAAUUUGCAUCUCUCACUGCAUGUACUUGUGAAACUCCUGGUAGUGUGCUAGUCUAGAAGAAGCUGAUAGUAAGUGUUUUCCCUUGCUAAACAGGGCUAAUUUGAGUUGAAUAUAAAGGUUGUGUACAAUUAUGCAUUAUGAAUACACUUCAACCGCUGGAAUGCUUGUUUCUGCAUUGUUUCAAGUGCUUGUAUAAUUACUAUUUCAUUAUUUUUGGCGUUCACAAUAUCGCUAAAAGGGAGGAAGAGACCCUUAUUGAUUAUUGUAUGGCAUAUUAUUUAAGUUAAUGAUUCAUUUAUUGUUAUCUAGAUUUUCAGUCUUUAAGUGUUUGGCACCAUAAUAAAUAAUGGAAUCACUUUCACAUAUUGGUCAGCAUUACCAUUUUCUCCAAAUCAGAUCUUCCAACGCAGUAAGCAUGCAGUACAAUGUACUAUAGUUUAUUUGCAGAUAGUAGUAAUCAUGUACAGUUUUAUCCUUAGAGAAAUGGAGUCAUAUCAUCUGCUCCUACAGUAUGUUUAUGGGUACAGAAUUUGUGUUUCAUAUAAAAUGCUGACCUAAAUCAGGUGUAUGGUAUUACCAUCGGGUUGGAACCUAAAUUAUAUUUCAAUCAUUUCGUUCUGAACAGAACCAUUAUUUUUUUCUUUCUGUUCUACUGUUCGGACCUGCGAGAUGAAGUUCUGAACUGGUUCUUGCCCCCAAAAAGUACCAGUUUAUAUCGUUCAUUUCUGUUCCUUUUUAAACCCCUGAAAUCAUUUUUUUAAAAUUACAUUAUCUUGACAUUAAAUUACUUCACCAAUCAGUGUGGAUAGAGCAGCUUGCUAUGGAGCAGGCAAGCUAUAGUUGUUUUAGCCUAGACAGCCAAUACUGCAUGGGCACUAUCUGCGGCCUACAUGUUGACCACACCACUCGUGUCACGUGCGCAAGCGUUGCAAAAUAAAUGUACACAUACAUGAUAUUCAGUCAUUGCACCCACACUGCUCAAGAGCGUCAACGAGCAUCUGCGUAGCCAGUUGCUAAAAUAUAACUUUCUAUUUGUUACACUUGACGCGCUGCAAGUCCCGCCUUUCCCAUCUCCUCAUUGGUUUUUAGGAGCAUAUACCCACGUGAGUGAUUGAAAGAUGAACUGAGGUCCACACUCCAGUCCAGUUGGUAGUGGUAAUGCAGCUUAAAGUUGGUUAGCCUACAACAGCAAGCAGCAAGUCCCCAAAUUUAAUAUAGGUUUCUAUGGAGGAACGUUGAAUGUCUUUGAACUUCCGAGAGUUGGCUUAAAGUUCGACCAAAGCUAGCUAACAAGCUUGUGUGUGCAGAGUGGCACCAGAAUUAAAAACACGUCUUACCUUUUUGUAGUUAAUAAGUCCAAUGUGAAACGUGAUAACUAUAGCAUCUGUAACAAGCAUUAAAAAAAAUGAAUCCAUUAUUUUCUUAAUUAAAAUUCUGAAUCACGCUUGUAGGCUACAGUAGACUAAGCUUCGUAGGGAGAGGGGCCGGUUGCCUACACAUGCACACACUGGCAAAGAUUUUCAGCUGUCGGGCAGACAAUGGAAUAUGUUUCUGAGUGACAGAGUAAGGGCAUAGGCACCUUGUUGCAUUAUUUGUGGGACUGGUGGAAAUGCCUGGAAUGUAAACUAACGCUACUAAAGGGUUCCCAUGCUUUUAAUUACGGUUCUGUUCCAGAACAGUAUAGAUCACAUUCGUUUAGUUUCUGAUUCUGUAGUUAUUUUUCCAGUUUUCGGUUUUGUUCCCUGAACCAGUUCCAACCCCUGAUUAUCAUCAUGCUUCAUGAACAGAUUUAAUGAAAUCAUUGUAAAGGAAUAACAGUUGUGAAUCAAUAAAUCCAUAUCAAAUGUU